UAGAGUCUUCUAGAGCAGUGACUCCAAGAUGCCGUUCAACCUCAAGCAACUCGUGCCGGGAUUUCUCUCUAAGCGAGCCGAGAACGGCACUGCCUCGAGCCAACGGGGCGGCCGGUCAGCCAGCACCUGUGAGGGAGACCCGUACGGUGAUGGCUCAGAGGUCCGAAUACGGUUAUCCUCCGAAGCCUCAGGACAGUACCAGAGUAGCCGUAGGUGCAGUAGGCGUUCUGAUGUGGACUAUGACGAUGGGUAUGGCUGUAUUGGCACCAUUGUGGUGACAUUGUUAAUCUUGAGCCCUCCUCUUGUUCUUGUUGGGGUCAUCCUUCUCACCACGGGUGCAAUCUUAAGCAGUGCUCACGUCUUCGGCUCGGGUAUGGCUGUCAUCGUGGCCGGUGUGGUUGUGGGAGCACUGUCCGCCUUUGCCUUCGUCCGGUUGAGGUCACAUCCUUCCCCGGGUUCUUCAGCUGGACGAGCGGCUUCCUUACACCGGGAAUCUGCCGGUCAGCACCGCCAGCUUACACCCCGUACCGCCUCCAUCAUAGAAACCACCGAUCAACGGACAGUUGAAAUAACAUUCUGCACCACGGAUGCGGAAACAACCCGGGACUUAUAG
Molecule: messenger RNA, 613 nt
Organism: Patiria miniata (bat star)
Lineage: Eukaryota; Metazoa; Echinodermata; Asteroidea; Valvatida; Asterinidae
Exons: 1
Coding region: 29-613 (194 amino acids)
Source: RefSeq, a predicted model, not a curated record